Messenger RNA from Gossypium raimondii (Peruvian cotton), 546 nucleotides. Its product is annotated as transcriptional regulator TAC1. The record is from RefSeq and is a predicted model, not a curated record. The transcript has a single exon. NCBI's taxonomy places the organism in Eukaryota, Viridiplantae, Streptophyta, Magnoliopsida, Malvales, Malvaceae. The coding region runs from base 1 to 546 and encodes 181 amino acids.
AUGGAGACUGAUCAGCCUGCACCAGAAAACCCAGACAAGGCAUCCUCGGAUGAACAAGGUGCAAGCCCUGCAAGAUCCUAUGACUGCACUUUUUGUAAGAGAGGUUUCUCCAAUGCACAAGCCCUUGGUGGCCACAUGAAUAUUCACCGUAGAGACAAAGCCAAGCUCAAACAACCUUCUCCAACUCAUGAAACUACUGCUACUACCCAACAAUCUAAUUUCGACAUCUCCAAGAUCAUCCCCUCCUAUUCUCACACACCAAGCAGCCAUGGAAAGUGGCGUUGGGUUCUUCAGGAUGAUGGUGCUGAUGCCAGAACAGACAAAACCAGUGACCAUAUUGUCGGAUCACAAAUCCGACAACUGCCUUUGUUUGAUGAAAAACCUUCCAAAUCAGAUCAAAAUCCCAGAAGCCAAGUUCAGGAGGGCCUUGAGAAAGGGUUUUCAUCCACCCAACCUCCAUUAGGGUCUGAAUUGGAUCUUGAACUUAGAUUGGGACCUGAGCCUCACGAUUCAUCGCCACCAAAGACCACCAAAAAGUUCUUUUAA